Messenger RNA from Aspergillus fischeri NRRL 181, 1656 nucleotides. RefSeq names its product sugar porter family MFS transporter. Gene Ontology annotation, biological process: carbohydrate transport; transmembrane transport. The transcript has 4 exons. The record is from RefSeq and is a predicted model, not a curated record. Gene Ontology annotation, molecular function: carbohydrate:proton symporter activity. Gene Ontology annotation, cellular component: plasma membrane. Bases 1 to 1656 code for a protein of 551 amino acids. Lineage: Eukaryota; Fungi; Ascomycota; Eurotiomycetes; Eurotiales; Aspergillaceae.
AUGGACUCCGGGAAGGAAAAACUUGAUGUGGCCGAUAGCCAUGUUCCUUUCCUCACAUGGCGUUCAUUGUUACUUGGCGCAUUUGUGUCUGUUGGCGGCAUCAUAUUUGGCUAUGACACCGGCCAGAUUUCAGGAUUCCUCGAGAUGAAUGAUUUUAAGCGCAGAUUUGGUCAGUUGGGAGACGACGGAAGAUACACCUUCAGCAACGUGCGGUCCGGCCUCAUCGUUUCUCUGCUGUCCAUUGGCACUCUGCUAGGAGCUCUACUGGCCGGGCCACUGGCAGAUCGAGUCGGCCGUAAAUGGUCUAUUGCGUUCUGGUGCGUCAUUCUCCAAGUCGGUCUGAUCAUACAGAUAUCUUCUCCGGCGCCGAAAUGGUACCAAUUAAUGAUGGGACGUUUUGUCACCGGUUUCGGUGUUGGGGCAUGUUCUUUGUUGGUCCCGAUGUACCAAGGCGAGAGUGCUCCUCGACAGGUCCGCGGGGCAAUGAUUUGCUCAUAUCAAUUAUUUGUGACAAUGGGGAUCUUUGUGGCAUACUGCAUCAAUUUCGGCACCGAAUCAAUGGCCAACUCCGGCUCGUGGCGUAUCACUCUUGGGAUCACAUUCCUCUGGGGCUCAAUACUAGGGAUAGGAAUCGUGUUUUUCCCGGAAAGUCCGCGCUAUGAUUAUCGUCGUGGACGCAUCGACCAAGCGAAAAGUACCAUGUCAAAGCUCUACGGGGUGCCCCAAAAUCAUCGUGUGAUUUUGGAGGAGCUCAGCGAAAUCGAGGAUCAGCUCGAGGCGGAGAGUGCGUCUAAAGGGGGAUGGCAUGGCUGGGUCGAGAUGUUUCAAGGACCUCGUAUGCCGUACCGGAUCUUCCUCGGUAUCGUGCUACAAGCCUUACAGCAGCUGACCGGUGCUAAUUACUUCUUCUACUACGGCACUGUUGUGUUCAAUGGAGCCGGUAUCAGAAACACCUAUGUCACGCAGAUGAUCCUUGGCGGUGUCAAUUUCGGCACGACAUUCGGAGGUCUGUAUGUCAUCGAGCACUUCGGGCGCCGCAAGUCACUCAUCACUGGGGGCAUUUGGAUGUUCGUAUGUUUUAUGGUCUUCGCCUCUGUCGGACAUUUCUCCUUAAAUGUCCAUGACCCUCCUCAGACACCUGGUGCUGGAAAAGCAAUGGUGGUGUUCGCAUGUUUGUUUAUCACUGGGUUCGCCAUGACAUGGGGCCCUAUGGUGUGGGCGAUAGUCGCUGAGCUUUAUCCAUCGCGAUACCGCGCGAAGGCCAUGGCAUUGGCCACAGCUUCGAACUGGCUUUGGAACUUCCUCAUUGGCUUCUUCACUCCGUUUAUUACCGGCGAUAUUGACUUCGCGUACGGUUAUGUUUUCGCCGGAUGCCUAUUUGCUGGGGUCGUGAUCGUCUACUUCUGCGUGUUGGAAGGCAAGGGCAAAACUCUCGAGGAGAUGGACAUGAUGUACGUUAUGCAUGUCCCGGCAUGGAAAAGCAGCAAAUGGGUACCUCCACCCCCAGAGCACCGGAUUACUACGGCGCAAGCUCUGGACCGGAGGACAGCAGUGGGGAUUGACCGGGCCGAAAGCUCGGGCAAACAAGACGCUGAUAGUGACUGGGCUCACCACCAGCAUAUCGAUGAUGGUGGUAUUGGCCCAUCGUCAGCCUGA